UAAGAAAACUACGCAAUCGGAAGAUAAUUAUGUAACUGUGUUUUAACAACUGACCACAAAACGUUCGUACUGUGAUUGACAGGCUCUCCGCCAGCCUCUGCAUAUAAGACGAAGGAGGAGGGAGCGCAGUCGCUGUUGCGCCUCAGGUCCUCCAGACCGUGGAUGUAGUGAAACAAAGUGGAUUUAAACUUCUUUUUUUAACACAAAGGCUUUGCAGGGAAAGACCCUUUCUCAUUAAUUUAAUCCUUGAUUCAAACCAUCAGAUAGGUAUAUUUACAUUUUUUUUCUUUUUUUGGUUUAGUUUUUGUUUGUUUUCUUUUUGUUCUGUUUUAUUGUUGCUGGACAUCAGUCAGACUAUAAAACAUAAAUUAAAUUUGUCUGAAGAUGAUACUCAGGAGAAGCCUCUUCUUGUUGCUCCUGUCCAUAAUCAACCAAGCAGCCCCUCAAGAUGAAGAGCCGGAGGAAGAAACAUUUGACUUAUUUGAAAUCAGCCACAUUACACGCAGGACUCUGGGGGCCAAACAGUUUCGGGGCCCAAACGCUGACGCCCCUGCCUACCGCUUCAUCCGCUUUGACCACCUGCCUUCAGUAAAUCCUCUUACGCUAAAACAAAUACUGCGUCAGAUCCAAAACAAUGAAGGCUUUGUGUUCGUGGCCAGCAUUCGCCAGGACCGCGGCACGCGUGGCACUCUGAUCGGUCUGGAGGGUCCUGAUGGCAGGCGGCAGUUUGAGAUCGUGUCCAAUGGACGUGCCAACACUCUGGACCUCAUAUACUGGGUGGACGGCUCGCAGAACGUGAUCUCGUUUGAGGAUGUGGACCUGUCUGACUCACAGUGGAAGAAUGUCAUUCUCCAUGUUCAUGGGGAGAAUGCGGACCUGUAUGUGGGCUGCAGCCUCAUCGACAACAUCGUCCUGGAAGAGCCCUUCUAUGAGCACCUGCAGCAUGAAGGAAGCCGCCUGUAUGUUGCUAAAGGAUCCAUUCGAGAGAACCACUUUAGGGGCCUUCUUCAAAAUGUGCAGUUCAUCUUUGACACAUCAGUGGAAGAUAUCCUCCUGAGCAGAGACUGCAAGUUUGAUAAGAAAGAUGAUGAAAAUGCUGUUAGUGGGAGCACAAAAAUGGUGGAUGUAGCAACUUCCAUCACUACAAACAGUAUAGGUCAGAAGACAGAUGACCUGGGUGCAGAUAUGUGUGAACGCUCCUGUGAGGAACUUAGCACCAUGUUCCAGGAGCUCAAAGGCCUGCGCGUUGUCGUCAGUAAUCUUAUUGACGGCUUGCAAAAAGUGACAGAGGAGAACACAGUCAUGAAGGAAGCCCUCAGGAGAAUGAAGGACUCUAAAGAGAAAAACAUGUGCUGGCAGGACGGCCGCCUGUUUGAGGACAAGGAAGACUGGGUUGUGGACAGCUGCACUAAAUGUACCUGCCAGGAGUCUAAGAUUGUGUGUCAUCAAAUUACAUGCCCACCAGUGGCCUGUGCCAGCCCCUCAUUUAUUGAUGGCGAGUGCUGCCCUGUGUGCAUGCCUAAAGACAGUGAGGAUGGCUGGUCCCCCUGGUCAGAGUGGACAGAGUGCACCGUCACCUGUGGGAUAGGAACUCAACAGAGGGGACGCUCAUGUGAUGCAACCAGCAACCCCUGCACAGGACCAUCUAUCCAGACCCGCAAGUGCAGUCUGGGCAAAUGUGACAGUCGUGUUCGGCAAGACGGAGGGUGGAGUUUGUGGUCGCCUUGGUCGACUUGCUCUGUGACCUGCGGAGAAGGACAGAUCACUAGGAUACGCCACUGCAACGCUCCUGUGCCACAGCUUGGGGGCAAAGACUGUGAGGGAAGUGGGAGAGAGACUCAAAGCUGCACUGCCAAGCCAUGUCCAAUCGAUGGUGGCUGGGGACCAUGGUCCCCAUGGGCAACAUGUUCAGCAACAUGUGGAGGGGGAGUCAAAACUCGUUCACGGGAGUGCAACAGCCCCAAACCUCAACAUGGUGGCAAGAAGUGCAUUGGGGAGGCCAGCGACAGUGACAGCUGUAACAAGGAGGACUGUCCCAUUGAUGGCUGCCUGUCCAACCCAUGCUUUGGGGGAGUGGAUUGCAGCAGCUCUGCUGACGGGUCAUGGGAAUGUGGUCCAUGUCCUGCUGGUUUUCGUGGAAAUGGAACCCACUGUGAGGAUAUUAAUGAGUGUGACAUGGUGUCUGAUGUUUGCUACAAAGUGAGUGGAACGCAGCGUUGCGUCAAUACUGAUCCAGGUUUCCACUGCCUGCCCUGUCCAAAACGCUACAAGGGCACCCAGCCUUUCGGUAUGGGUGUGGAGGCUGCCAAACAGAAAAAACAAGUGUGUGAGCCGGAGAACCCAUGUAAGGAUAAGACCCACAACUGUCACAAAUAUGCAGAAUGCAUCUAUAUCAGCCACUUCAGCGACCCGAUGUACAAGUGUGAGUGUCGUACUGGUUAUGCUGGGGAUGGCUUCAUUUGUGGUGAAGACUCAGACUUGGAUGGAUGGCCCAAUCAGAACCUCGUGUGUGGUGUCAACACCACAAAUCACUGCAAGAAGGAUAACUGCCCUAACCUCCCAAAUUCUGGACAAGAAGACUUGGACAAAGAUGGCCAAGGAGACGCUUGUGACAAGGAUGACGAUAAUGAUGGAAUUCUGGAUGAAAGGGACAACUGUCCCCUCCUUUACAAUCCUCGCCAGUUUGAUUUUGAUAAAGAUGAAGUUGGUGACCGCUGUGACAACUGCCCCUAUGAACACAACCCUGCACAAAUAGAUACAGACCACAAUGGAGAAGGGGAUGCCUGUGCAGUGGACAUUGAUGGAGAUGAAAUCCUAAAUGAGAAUGACAACUGUCCCUAUGUGUACAACACUGACCAGAAGGACACUGACAUGGAUGGAGUUGGUGACCAAUGUGACAACUGUCCAUUGCUUCAUAACCCUGACCAGACUGAUGUUGACAAUGACCUGGUUGGAGAUCAGUGUGACAACAACCAGGACAUCGAUGAAGAUGGUCAUCAGAACAAUUUAGACAACUGUCCCUAUGUGGCCAAUGCCAAUCAAGCGGAUCAUGAUAAGGAUGGAAAAGGAGAUGCAUGUGACUAUGAUGAUGACAAUGAUGGUAUACCCGAUGACAAGGACAACUGCAGACUAACACCCAAUGCAGACCAGCUGGACUCUGAUGGGGAUGGAAGAGGAGAUGCCUGUAAAGAUGACUUUGACAAUGAUAACAUCCCAGAUAUCCUUGAUGUGUGUCCUGAGAACAAUGCCAUUAGUGUAACAGACUUCAGGAAGUUCCAGAUGGUCCACUUGGAUCCUAAGGGAACCACUCAGAUUGAUCCCAACUGGGUGGUCAGACACCAGGGCAAAGAGCUGGUUCAGACUGCCAACUCUGAUCCUGGUAUUGCAGUAGGUUUCGAUGAGUUCAAUGCAGUGGACUUCAGUGGGACAAUGUAUGUGAACACAGACAGGGAUGAUGACUAUGCUGGCUUUGUUUUUGGCUACCAGUCGAGUGGGCGCUUUUAUGUCGUGAUGUGGAAGCAGAUCACACAGACUUACUGGGAGGACAAGCCCUCCAAAGCCUUUGGCAUCUCAGGUGUGUCACUCAAAGUUGUGAACUCAACCACGGGCACUGGUGAAAAUCUGAGGAACGCUUUGUGGCACACAGGCAACACUGCAGGACAGGUGCGCACUCUGUGGCAUGACCCCAAAAACAUUGGCUGGAAAGAUUACACAGCUUAUAGGUGGCAUCUCAUCCAUAGACCAAAGACUGGCUUCAUAAGGGUUGUGGUCUAUGAAGGCAAGCAGAUCAUGGCCGACUCAGGACCAGUUUAUGACAAGACAUUUGCUGGUGGCAGGCUAGGUUUGUUCGUCUUCUCACAAGAGCUGGUUUUCUUCUCUGACCUCAAGUACGAGUGCAGAGAUAAGCCGGAGUUCCCAACAGUCUUUACAAGAUAACUGAAUCAAGUUGGGCAGGAAAACAUCAGAGGACAAAAGACAAGAAUCUCUCCAAGUAAAUAUGACAUCACCUCUGAAGCCAUUUAAACUCAAAUAGGACUUUGCAUACUUGCAAUUUUUUGCAUUGAUCUAUUGACUGGAGGAGAUUUUCCUGGUGAUUUAUACACAUUUCUCAUUCUGAGAGAGAUAACCUGAUGACAAUGAACCUGUUUUUAAAAAGCCUCUGCAGACUAUCUAACUAUAACUAGUGUAACUAUUCUACAUUUAAAAGUCAUUGUGCAACCACUUACGUAUGCGAUUCCCUACAGUUUCCUAUUUGCUGCAACUUCUAAAUGUCCUGUAACUCCAACAGCUGCUCAUACUGCCCCAGACAAACAUAAGUUGUAACCAAAAGCUUAGUCAUUUAGCUCUUCACUAUUUCUCCUCUUUCUUCUCAUCCUGAAUGUGUUUUUAAUGGAGAGCUUGGGUGAACAAUUUCAACAGUGCCAAAGAUGUUUAUACUAAGUCUGUACUAUAAUUUCUUUUGUAAAUUAUUUAAGCUCUGCCUGUUCUGUUUGUUGGCAUUUUUUGCUAGUUUGUAAAUAAUUUAUUUAUUUGUUUACACUGAUGCAUAUAACUGAAUAUCACAAACGUCAAGAUAACGCAUUACAAUACUGCAAGAUUAUUAAUGUUGUGCACUUCCUUUAGUUUUUUCUAAUCUUUCAGAGGAACUGUGGCAGAAAGUUGCUUUAAAAAUUAUUACAUCCACAAACACAGCGGAUGUUUAUGAAGGUGACAGAUACAGUUAAUUCUAUUUGUUAAGUUUUCAGAGAGAUAUGUCACUUUAGUACUGGUGUAAUACCUUUGAUUGCCCCUAUUCCAUGUCUGUAAGACAUUAUUAAGGGUCAUUCGUCUAAAAUGGCUGCUACACUUUUUGUUUUUAAAAUACCUGAUCCUGAGUGAAUCCAGUGUUGUGCACCAAAUGACUUGACCUGACAGUCUGAGGUUCAUCUGUAAAUUUGUCUGUGUGUCAAAGUCAUGAAGAUAAAAUACAGUGAAACAUUUUAUACAAAUACUUUUUCACUCAUAUGUUAGUUAUAAGUGUCAUUUAUGGAUGUUGUGAAACUUUACAGUGUUGCUGGAAAAGCUUCCAGAUGAAGGUCUUAGUGUGACUGUACAAUGUGGGUCAAGGACAUGAUUGUCUGUAUAUUAUUCAUGUCCUUGUUUUGGUUUUCAUCUUGUUCAUUGUCUUGAAAGUCUAUCAUGCACAAAAUUUAAAUGUUUUUGUAAACAUGUGUUGUUAGGUACACAUUUUCUACAGACAUUGGAAGAUUGUUCUGUUUCAUAAAUAAAACACUUCUACACCA
Messenger RNA from Melanotaenia boesemani (Boeseman's rainbowfish), 5282 nucleotides. RefSeq names its product thrombospondin 2a (gene thbs2a). The record is from RefSeq and is a predicted model, not a curated record. NCBI's taxonomy places the organism in Eukaryota, Metazoa, Chordata, Actinopteri, Atheriniformes, Melanotaeniidae. Gene Ontology annotation, molecular function: calcium ion binding; protein binding. The transcript has 23 exons. Gene Ontology annotation, biological process: negative regulation of angiogenesis; cell adhesion. Gene Ontology annotation, cellular component: extracellular region. Bases 385 to 3936 code for a protein of 1183 amino acids.